Molecule: messenger RNA, 2730 nt
Organism: Lemur catta (Ring-tailed lemur)
Lineage: Eukaryota; Metazoa; Chordata; Mammalia; Primates; Lemuridae
Gene: MAF
Product: MAF bZIP transcription factor
Exons: 2
Coding region: 876-2084 (402 amino acids)
Biological process (GO): regulation of transcription by RNA polymerase II; lens fiber cell differentiation
Cellular component (GO): nucleus
Molecular function (GO): DNA-binding transcription factor activity, RNA polymerase II-specific; RNA polymerase II cis-regulatory region sequence-specific DNA binding
Source: RefSeq, a predicted model, not a curated record
ACCUGACGUCACGAGUGCUAUAAAACUCAGCAAUUGCUUUAAACUCUUCUUGCUGGAUCAGAGGCUUUAAAAUCUUUUUUCAUCUUCGAGCUGUAGCUCCGGCUGCUCGUCGGCUCGGCCUCCCCCUCCCCCGUCUGCUCUCUGCCUCGUCUUUUCCCCAGGACUUCGCUAUUUUGCUUUUUUUAAAAAAAACGGCAAGAAAGAACUAAACUCCCCCCUCCCUUUCCUCCAGCCGGGCUGCACCUCUGUCUUGCACUUUGCACGGAGGGAGAGAGAGCGCGCGCGCAAGGGGGAGAGAGAGAGGAGAGGAAAAAAAUAAUAAAGAGAGCCAGGCAGAAGAGGAGGCGAGAAGCAUGAAGUGUUAACUCCCCCGUGCCAAGGCCCGCGCCGCCCGGACAGCCGCCCGCCGCGCCUCCAGCCCCGAGCGGCCGCCGCGCGCGCCCCGCCGCAGCCCCGGCCGGCCAGGCGAGCUCUCCUUAUGCAAAGCGCGCAGCCGAGCGGCGAGCGGGGGACGCCGCGCACCGGGCCGGGCUCCUCCGGCUUCGCCGCCGCCGCAGCCCGCGGAGGACCUUCCCGAGCCUGAAGCCGCCGGCUCGGCGCGCACGGAGGCGAGCGAGCGAGCUAGCGAGCGAGGAGGGGCCGGGGCGAGCGAGCGAGCACAUUGGCGUGAGCAGGGGGAGGGAGGGCGGGCGCGGGGGGCGCGGGCAGGGCGGGGGGUGUGAGAGCGCUCGGAGGUUUCGGGCCAGCCACCGCCGCGCGAGCUAGAAGCGCCCCAGCCCGGCAAGCUGGCUCACCCGCUGGCCACCCAGCACAGCCCGCUGGCCCCUCUCCUGCAGCCCAUCUGGCGGAGCGGCGGCGGCGGCGGCGGCAGGAGAAUGGCAUCAGAACUGGCAAUGAGCAACUCCGACCUGCCCACCAGUCCCCUGGCCAUGGAAUAUGUUAAUGACUUCGAUCUGAUGAAGUUUGAAGUGAAAAAGGAACCGGUGGAGACCGACCGCAUCAUCAGCCAGUGCGGCCGUCUCAUCGCCGGGGGCUCGCUGUCCUCCACCCCCAUGAGCACGCCGUGCAGCUCGGUGCCCCCUUCCCCCAGCUUCUCGGCGCCCAGCCCGGGCUCGGGCAGCGAGCAGAAGGCGCACCUGGAAGACUACUACUGGAUGACCGGCUACCCGCAGCAGCUGAACCCCGAGGCGCUGGGCUUCAGCCCCGAGGACGCGGUCGAGGCGCUCAUCAGCAACAGCCACCAGCUCCAGGGUGGCUUCGAUGGCUACGCGCGCGGGGCGCAGCAGCUGGCCGCGGCGGCCGGGGCCGGGGCCGGCGCCGGCGCUUCCCUGAGCGGCAGCGGCGAGGAGAUGGGCCCCGCCGCCGCCGUGGUGUCCGCCGUGAUCGCCGCGGCCGCCGCUCAGAGCGGCGCGGGCCCGCACUACCACCACCACCACCACCACGCCGCCAGCCACCACCACCACCCGACGGCCGGCGCGCCCGGCGCCGCGGGCAACGCGUCCGCCUCGGCCGGGGGCGCGGGCGGCGCGGGCGGCGGGGGCCCGGCCAGCGCCGGGGGCGGCGGCGGCGGCGGCGGCGGCGGGGGCGCGGCGGGGGCGGGGGGCGCCCUGCACCCGCACCACGCCGCAGGCGGCCUGCACUUCGACGACCGCUUCUCCGACGAGCAGCUGGUGACCAUGUCGGUGCGCGAGCUGAACCGCCAGCUGCGCGGGGUCAGCAAGGAGGAGGUGAUCCGGCUGAAGCAGAAGAGGCGGACCCUGAAAAACCGCGGCUAUGCCCAGUCCUGCCGCUUCAAGAGGGUGCAGCAGAGACACGUCCUGGAGUCCGAGAAGAACCAGCUGCUGCAGCAAGUCGACCACCUCAAGCAGGAGAUCUCCAGGCUGGUGCGCGAGAGGGACGCGUACAAGGAGAAAUACGAGAAGUUGGUGAGCAGCGGCUUCCGAGAAAACGGCUCGAGCAGCGACAACCCGUCCUCUCCUGAGUUUUUCAUAACUGAGCCCACUCGCAAGUUGGAGCCAUCAGUGGGAUACGCCACAUUUUGGAAGCCCCAGCAUCGUGUAUUUACCAGUGUGUUCACAAAAUGAAAUUUAUGUGAGAGCUGUACAUUAAAAAAUUAUCAUUAUUUUAUUAUUAUUUGAAGUCGUGUAGAACAACCUGCCCCUGACUCCUGUUUAGUCUUUCCUUUUUAAAGAAAAAUUACUGUGUUAGAGAAGAAAGCUAUUAAAUGUAUAACCUCCGUGCUAAUUAACCAUGCCUCUUGUCUGAGGGCCUUAUAUUUAGACCCAUAGAAAAGCCUACUCGCGCUUCUCGAUUUCCAGUGCGCACAACUGAACAGGUGCGAUGGUUUUUCAACCUGUAUUAUUAGUUUUAAAAAUCCACUGAAAUCACAAAGAGAUUUGUAUGUACAUACAGACGCAGAAAAGUUUCCCAGAAUGUUACAGCUAGCAUUUUAAAAGCAUAUGGAGACAUGCACAUUCUAAAUAGUACUUUUUCACGCCUCAGUGUUUCUCUGGCAGAUAAUUUUACUACGAAGAAAAUAAUAUCUGACUGCCCCUUUUCCAAACAGAUGCCAUCGGCCAAAGCUUCAGCAGAGCUGAGCACCGCCCCCGCCUCAGUUUUCUCGUAGGCCAUAGUAUUGUAUUUAUCAGUGAUGUCAAACGUGUUCAUUUAUCAGAUAUAGCUGUAAAUGAAAACAAUGUGUGGCAAAAUACAAAGUUAGUUAAAUACACA